Molecule: messenger RNA, 990 nt
Organism: Melanotaenia boesemani (Boeseman's rainbowfish)
Lineage: Eukaryota; Metazoa; Chordata; Actinopteri; Atheriniformes; Melanotaeniidae
Product: trace amine-associated receptor 13c-like
Exons: 2
Coding region: 1-990 (329 amino acids)
Biological process (GO): G protein-coupled receptor signaling pathway
Cellular component (GO): membrane
Molecular function (GO): trace-amine receptor activity
Source: RefSeq, a predicted model, not a curated record
AUGGAGACUCUGGAUGAAGCUGAACUCUGCUUUCCACAGCUCCUCAACACCUCCUGCAGGAAACCACCUCAGCAUCAUGUUUAUGUUUUCAUUUACAUUCUGUUGUCCUGCAUCUCUUUGCUCACUGUGUUUCUCAACCUGCUGGUCAUCAUCUCUAUCUCCCAUUUCAGGCAGCUCCACACCCCCACCAACCUCUUCCUCCUCUCUCUGGCUGUCUCAGACUUCCUUGUUGGUCUCCUGUUGAUGCCAGUUAGAAUCCUCCUGAUGGGAGGCUGCUGGGCUUUGGGAAUCUUCAUUUGUCUACUGUUUAACUACAUGUCUUUUAUUCUUACAUCUGCUUCUGUAGGAAGUAUGGUGCUCAUAUCAGCCGAUCGAUGUGUUGCCAUAUGCGAACCUUUGUGUUACCCCACCAAAGUCACUCAAAGAAGAGUUAAAAUCUGUGUUUGUCUGUGUUGGAUCUGCUCUGUUUUCUACAAUGGUGUGAUCCUGAAAGAGUAUUUAAAAGAUCCGGACAGAUAUAAUUCCUGCUAUGGAGAAUGUGUAAUUGUAAUUGAUUAUGUAACAGAAGGGUUUGAUGUCAUUUUGACCUUCUUUGGCCCCAUUAUUGUAAUCAUAGUUCUGUAUAUGAGGGUGUUUGUGGUGGCUGUGUCUCAGGCUCGAGCCAUGAGGUCUCAUGUUGCAGCCGUCACACUACAGGGACGUGUUCAUGUAAGAGCUAAGAAGUCUGAGAGGAAAGCAGCUACAGCUCUUGGUGUUGUUGUGCUUGUUUUUCUGAUAUGUUUCUGUAUUUACUUUUAUCCCUCUGUUGCAGGUCAGACUUGGUCAAUAAAGGAGGUAUUGUCGGUUUUUGGUAUCUGGCUGCUGUAUUGUAACUCCUGCAUAAAUCCAGUGAUCUAUGCUUUUUUCUAUCCCUGGUUUAGGAAAUCUGUUAAACUCAUUGUGACACUUCAGAUACUGCAGCCUGACUCCUGUGAUGCAAACAUAUUGUAG